Molecule: messenger RNA, 5573 nt
Organism: Meriones unguiculatus (Mongolian gerbil)
Lineage: Eukaryota; Metazoa; Chordata; Mammalia; Rodentia; Muridae
Gene: Kpna5
Product: karyopherin subunit alpha 5
Exons: 14
Coding region: 164-1783 (539 amino acids)
Biological process (GO): NLS-bearing protein import into nucleus
Cellular component (GO): nucleus; nucleoplasm; cytoplasm
Molecular function (GO): protein binding; nuclear import signal receptor activity
Source: RefSeq, a predicted model, not a curated record
CCGCUUACGGUCUGAGCAAGGGGCGCUGGAGGACGCCAUCUUGGGUUGCCUGGCCGAUCUCCGCGCGCCGUUCUCGAGGCGGAGCGUCUGCCCUGUGCUGUCCGCCACCGAGGUCACCGCGGGAGACUGACUGCAAGGCCGGGCGCGUGAGAAGACCGCGUGGAUGGAUUCGAUGGCUAGUACAGGGAAGGAUAACUACAGAAUGAAAAGUUACAAGAACAAAGCCUUAAAUCCUCAAGAGAUGCGAAGGCGAAGAGAAGAAGAAGGAAUACAACUUCGAAAACAAAAAAGGGAAGAACAGUUAUUCAAACGCAGAAAUGUCUCUUUGCCCAGAAAUGAUGACUGUAUGCUAGAGAGUCCUAUCCAGGACCCAGACAUCAGUUCCACUGUACCCAUUCCAGAGGAAGAUGUGAUCACAGCAGAUAUGAUUCAGAUGAUUUUCUCUAAUAAUGCUGAACAACAGCUGACAGCAACACAGAAAUUUAGAAAGCUGCUUUCUAAAGAACCCAAUCCACCAAUAGAUCAAGUUAUACAGAAACCAGGAGUUGUACAGAGAUUUGUGAAAUUUCUUGAAAGAAAUGAAAAUUGUACUUUACAAUUUGAAGCUGCGUGGGCAUUAACUAAUAUAGCAUCUGGAACAUUUCUGCACACCAAGGUAGUGAUUGAAACUGGGGCUGUUCCAAUUUUUAUCAAACUUCUCACUUCAGAGCAUGAAGAUGUACAGGAGCAGGCUGUUUGGGCCCUUGGUAACAUUGCUGGUGACAAUGCAGAAUGCAGGGAUUUUGUUUUGAAUUGUGAAAUACUUCCACCUCUCUUAGAGUUAUUAACAAAUUCAAACAGACUUACAACCACCAGAAAUGCUGUAUGGGCCCUCUCAAAUUUAUGUAGAGGCAAAAACCCUCCUCCAAAUUUUAGUAAGGUUUCACCUUGCUUAAAUGUCUUAUCACGACUGUUAUUUAGCAGUGAUCCAGAUGUGUUAGCAGAUGUGUGCUGGGCCCUUUCUUAUCUCUCUGAUGGACCUAAUGAUAAAAUUCAAGUAGUCAUUGACUCUGGAGUCUGCAGAAGAUUGGUGGAACUUUUGAUGCACAAUGACUGUAAAGUUGUAUCACCUGCAUUGAGAGCAGUUGGUAAUGUUGUAACUGGUGAUGAUAUUCAAACACAGAUCAUUUUGAAUUGUUCUGCAUUGCCCUGCCUCUUACACUUGUUGAGUAGUGCAAAGGAGUCAAUUAGAAAGGAAGCCUGCUGGACCGUUUCUAACAUCACUGCAGGAAACAGAGCUCAGAUCCAGGCUGUCAUAGAUGCAGGUAUUUUCCCUGUUUUGAUUGAGGUUCUCCAGAAAGCAGAAUUUCGUACCAGAAAAGAAGCAGCAUGGGCUAUAACCAAUGCCACAUCAGGAGGCACUCCAGAGCAAAUAAGGUAUUUGGUAACCUUGGGCUGUAUUAAACCACUUUGUGACCUUUUGACUGUCAUGGACUCCAAAAUAGUUCAAGUGGCUUUAAAUGGACUUGAAAAUAUUUUACGACUAGGAGAACAAGAAUCUAAGCAGAAUGGAGUGGGCAUCAAUCCAUACUGUGCUCUCAUUGAGGAAGCAUAUGGCUUGGAUAAAAUAGAGUUUCUGCAAAGUCAUGAAAAUCAGGAAAUUUACCAGAAGGCUUUUGAUCUAAUUGAACACUAUUUUGGUGUAGAAGAUGAUGAUCCCAGCAUUGUACCUCAGGUGGAUGAAAACCAGCAACAGUUUGUAUUUCAGCAGCAGGAGGCCCCAAUGGAAGGGUUUCAACUCUAACAGGUGGUGGGAAAAAGCAGCUUUUGAUAGCUCUUCCACAUGACCGGCGGAAAUGUUUUUAUAUAAUACAGGAAAGAGAAAAUCAGGUGUACUUUUAAAAGGAAAUAUGAAACAAAAGUUUCCAUUCAGAUGUACCAUUUCUUUUUAGAUUUUUCUUGUUUUGGUUAUUCGUUUUAAUGUAACUGUAUUUGUCUUUUGUUAUUUAGAUUUUUGUAUCUAAUUGUGAAUAUACAUUAUGCAAUUAUUUUAUUCAGGCUUGAAAAGGAGAACUUGGCGAAUAUUACGUAACGGUUCUGAACUUUUCAAGUGUUCUUGAAAACUGCACAAGAGUAGCAUUGUGAAUAUUUAUAGUUGUAUCUUGUCAGUGAGUCUGACUGUUCCCGGUCUUCAUUAAAUCUACCUCUGUCCUGAAGCAUAAAGAAAAGCUCCAGAAACAUUUAAGAGCUGAAUUAGAGUGUGAUAAUCUUUAUUAUUUUAGAUUCUAAAUCACUGUGCGGUAGGUUACACUUCACAAACAAUUGUAACAGAACUCUUAAAAAUAGUGUACUGAUGGUUAAAUGUAGCCAUUAUGAAGAGAGAAGCUGUUCAUGCUGGUCACAUUGCAAACCUAUAAAACACUUAAAUAUCUGUGUUGUUCACAUAAAAUACUAUUAUUCUAGUAAAUUUUAUAUUUUAUCCAGAUUUGCUACCUUUUUUGGAAGUUUUUAUUUUCACUCUUUAUUUUAAAGAUGAUCACGACAGAGAAGUGAUCGUGAGUCUGUAGUGCUGCAUACCUGAAACUGUAUUUCCUUUGAUUUUUCAGAAGAUCUUGAACAUUUUAUUCUCUGUAUGAUAAUGAACUUAAGUACUUGAAUGAGAAAAGUGUCUUGAAAGAAAUCACCUUGUUAUGUAUUAAAUUUUGUUAAAUGCAUUUAAUGUUUUGACUAAAUGAAUGAUGCUAAUGAAAAUUGCUAAGGAUUAUUUAAUGUACAGAAAUUGACAUUAGAAAUAUUUCUUUUUGAUAGUGCAAACCAGGUCUCACAGCUGCUUAUUAUGAACUAUGUGAUAGAUGACCUUCACAUCUGAUUGGUCAAUCUUAUUUCUGUUUUAUGAGUUAACAGGAAAAAGUCUCUUGAAAAUCUAAAUUUUUUGAUAGAAAAUUUAUAUUUAUUUACAUACAUGUGUGUUAUUGCCAUAGAACUGUGCUUGGUAGAGUUUCUAAGCAGAUGUGGUAUUGUUGAACUCAGUUUUUUGAUUUAUAGUUAUAUGCAGUUGGUGUAUAUAUCCAGUUAUAUCCUUAAGAAUACUUAUGUAAAACCUAAAUUACAAUUCUUUUGAGAUGGGAACUAAAACAAUUUUGAAAUGAUUCAUAAUCUAUUCUGUAAAGAAAUAUUUCAUUUAUAAUAGCAUUUGUAAUGUUUCUGCAGGAAAUCAGAGGCAUGUGACAUAAGGAAGGUGUAUAUAGGAGCAUUAUUAAAUAGUAAAGCACUUUGUAAACUGUAUAUCAUGAAUCUAAGCUUUGGCAAGACAUUUAAGCCUCACAACCAUGAAAUUUCGUAGUGCUGACUGCAUCUGUCAGUCCUUUUAUACCAGGAAGUAGCAGAUUGUGUCUGUGCCCUUUUUAUUAUAAUGGGAGUUAUAGAGUUAAGUAUAAAGUUUUUCUUUUACAUUAAGUACAUUCAAAGAAACAGGGUAGUGAUAUAAAGAUUACCAAAUUGAUGGUAAAUUUAUCAAAUAGACACUUUUAUGGUGGUGGUGUUUCUAAGUGUAAGAUGACAGGGUAUUUGACUCUUUGUAAUCAGUUGAACUUGUUGAUCAGCAUAAUUCAAACCUAGCCAGCUGUGCCUGCUUUGAGGAUGCAGUCAUCACUAUAACAAACCUCUAAGCUGAAUCUUCCAAAAAAAGUUCUUACAGAGAAAUUACAUAUAGGUGUAUGUGUGUGUAUGUGUGUAUAUAUAUAUAUAUAUAUAUAUAUAUAUAUAUAUGCAUAUAUAUACACAUACAACACACAUGGUAUAUACAUAUAUGUAUGUGUGUGUAUAUAUAUAUGUGUGUAUAUAUAUACACAAUGUAUAUAAUGUUUGCAGGCACAUAGACUAAAUGACUUAUAAAAGGACAUUUUAGACUUUGCCAGUGGGACAAAUGUUGUAUUUCUAAGUAUAGAACUUGGUCAUACCCUGAAUAUUUAAAUACAAACAAAUUUAAUUUCAUAAAUUAGUAUCUUACAUAAAUUGAUUAGAUUUGAAUGCAGAGGGCAUUUGGUCCAACUUUAAGGUCUAGCUCUUUUUUUUUUUUUUUUUUUUUUGAACCAAGAGUAAGAUAAGAGCUACCUUUUUUUUUUUAUUUUAUUUUAUUUUCAAUGCAGUUUAUUCAGGAACCUUGAACAAUCCUCGGACCCUGGGGAAAGCCAGCCCACAGCUUAAAUAGCCUCUGGGUAGCCAACCCAGGUGUGCCACGUGGGCAAUGCAGAUAGGUCCACAUACAUGGAAGCAAGCCAGAUCCUCGGCCUUAGCCAAAUGUGGAGUUGUUCGUGACAGAGAGCACUCACCAUCGGGAAGGUGGAAGGCGGAAACCAGCUCCAUCUUUAAGGCAUAGCAUUCCGCAGCUCUCUACAGUUCCCCCUUUUUGUUUUAGACGCAUCAGGCAAGAGUAGAGGUCUGAUCUCUGAUAUUAGAAAUAAAUUGGGACUUUGUACCGAUGUUCAUUUAGGUGUCAUCCACCCAAAGAGCAUCAGACCCGUCUGAUACCUUUUUCUCAGAGGCAGGACCUGGGGCAUCAACCCGUAUGCAAUCAGACAUGCUCUUCUCUGGGUCCAAAGUGGCUGACCCUGAGUGCAGUGCUUAGCCUCGCAUCCUGAGCGUAUCAUUUUAAGAGCUACCUUUUUAAGAGUAGCAUUAUCAUCAUCGUCCCCUGUGACACAAUUUAAAAAGUUGCUUUUCUAAGAUUUAUGACUCUUACAUAUGAUAGAUACUGUGCCAAAUAAAAUAAAUGUGUUUUAAGAAAUACAUAUGACAUUAAUGCAGAUACCAAAAAAAUACUUGAAAGAGUCCAUUUAAAUUAAAUUUGGUCCAUUUUAAUAAACUUAAUUGAACUUGAAUUUCUACUGGUUCAACUAUGCAAUCAUGCUUGUUUUAUAAAUACUUGGUGCACUGGCCUAGGUUUUUAUUGUUUGUUUGCUUGCUUUUGCUGUAAGUUUUAAUUUGGAAGGUUAUUCUAACCUAAUUUUUAGUGUUGUUAAUUUUUAGUGUCAUUUGUCACUUACUGGUAGCACUGAAACAGGGUAUUUUGCUUUUCUUUUUAAAGUAAAUGUGCUGGCACAGAAAUACCUUCUCAUUUGGUUCCUGAAACCUGCUUGCAGUUAAAGAUUGACUCACUGGGUGAAGAACUAAAGAAGCAUUUAUUACCUCUGCUUUGAUAGUUUUUUUUCUUUAUAAAGGAGUAUUAUGGAAAAAGUAAAUAUAAAAAUGUCUUCAUGGAUUUUUGUUAGCGUUGUAAAUUCAGCAAUCUACUGGUUGCUUAAUUGUGAUACUGUGAAAUAAAAUGAACUCCUGUCCAUUUCAGUACAUAGCAUUGUUACUUUCUGAAAUGUGACAUGCUGUUAGGAGCCAGUAUAAUAGGAAAGUAGGAUGAGAUGAGGGGAUUUUCGCUUAACUACAUAAACAAACGUUUGAGCAUUAUGCAAUAUUAUGAAAUGUUACAGUCUACUAAACACAAUAAAAUACUAUUUUACAAUUCCAUUUAUAUAAGUGUGUUUGCGUUUAUUGUUGCUAAGACUGUAUAUUCACAAUGGAAUAAAAACAUGCCACCAUCA